AUGAUUACUCAAACCUCGUUGUACCCACCGCAGCCAAACACUGCUCGUGCGUCGAGUACUUUCAUUUCUUAUGAUUCUCAGAACAAUAGAAUUGCUUAUGCAUCUGGAAGGUCUAUCGUUGUGCGCUCAUUAAAUAGCGACAGAUUACCUGUUCAGUUCACCAAGCACACUUUUCCAACUACAGUUGCCACUUUCAGUCCUUCUGGAAACUACAUUGCCUCUGGUGAUGAGUCCGGAAAUGUCAAGAUUUGGGACUCCUCUGUUUAUGGCAAGGAGGAAGGUCUGUUUGAACAGCCAGUUGUCAAGGCUGAGUAUCAGAUUCUCAGUGGUCCCAUCAGAUCCAUUGCCUGGGACGGUGACAACCAAAGAGUGAUUGCUGUUGGUGAGGGUAAGGAUCAAUUUGGUCAUUGCUUCACGUGGGAUUCUGGUAACUCUGUUGGUGAGAUCCAGGGACACUCCACUGUUAUCAAUGCCGUCGAUAUCAAGCCUCAGAGACCUUAUAGAGCUGCCACUGUGAGUGCCGACAAAGCCUUGGUGUUCUACAACGGUCCACCAUUCAAAUUCGACAAGAGUAUUCGUGGCCGUCACAAGAAUGUCAUAAGAGAUGUCAAAUUCAGCCCAGAUGGUAAAUGGCUCGUGAGUGUUGGCUCCGAUAGAACAAUAGUCGUGUAUGAUGGAAAGACAGGGGAGGUUUCCAAUACUCUUGAAGAUGCCCAUAACGGUGGAAUCUUUGGUGUCUCAUGGCUUGCUGACUCGUCUGCUUUCGUUACUGCUUCCGCUGACAACACGCUUAAAGCUUGGAACCCUGAGAAUCUUGAGUCGAAACAUACCUACACAGUCGAUGCCGAUUCCACCGUUUCCAACCAGCAAGUGGGUGUGGUUGUCACCAAAGAAUACGUGAUUUCCCUCUCUCUCAAUGGAAAUCUCAAUUUCUUCAAGCAUUCCGAAAAUGCACCAACGAAGAAAUGGUACGGCCAUCAAAAGUCCAUCACAUCCGUUUCUUCUGACGACAAGAAUGUGUACACUGGUGAUGCCGAUGGCUUGAUCGUCAGAUGGGAUAGAGAUGACCCCAAGUUGGGCUCAACCCCAGAGAUUCUCGGUAACAGAGAAGAUCAACACACAAACUAUGUUGACAGCAUUGUCAAAACCGACGGUGGCAUUGUUACGGCCGGAUGGGAUGACAAGCUCAAGCUCUGGACACCUGACGGGGCUGUCGUCAAAACUGCUCAGUUGGACUACCAGCCCAAACAUCUUGCGUUCGCAUACGGUAGGUUGUUUGUUGCCCACGAGAGCGCUAUUGCUUCAUACGAUGCGGCUUCCCUUGAGAAGAUUUCAGUCAACUCCAUCAACUUUAAAGCUUCUUAUGUGGGUCCAAUCUCAGAAACAAAGGUGCUUGUCGCCAACCUGAGCGGGUCUAAGGUCGAAGAACUCGAAUUGGGUGCAAAUUUGAAGACUGUUCGCUCGUAUCAGCCAUUGAGAUCCGCUCCAUCGUUGAUCAAGGUUUCCCCAGAUGGCCAGUAUGCUGCUGUAGCUGACACGGCAGGUAAGUACACCUUGUACAACACCAGCGAUGGCUCCGUGGUCACUACUAGAUGGGCAUUCCACAACAGCCGAGUAGAAGAUGCUGAAUGGACUGCUGAUUCCAAAUUCUUGCUCAGUGGAGGCUUGGACAGCAGUCUUUUCGUGUACUCUGUCGCCCGCCCAAUGAAGGUGUUGAAAUUCCCUUUGGCCCACCAAAAUGGAGUCACUGGUGUCAAGUGGAUAGACUACGACCAAUCUAAGGGUGUUUUUGUCUCUACAGGAAGCGAUGGCUUCGUGAAGAGCUGGACGGCAGACUUUAGCGUAUACGCCUGA
This is a messenger RNA of Candidozyma duobushaemuli, 1854 nucleotides long. RefSeq lists its product as uncharacterized. The transcript has a single exon. Bases 1 to 1854 code for a protein of 617 amino acids. The record is from RefSeq and is a predicted model, not a curated record. Gene Ontology annotation, cellular component: cortical actin cytoskeleton. Gene Ontology annotation, biological process: actin filament depolymerization; positive regulation of actin filament depolymerization. Gene Ontology annotation, molecular function: actin filament binding. Lineage: Eukaryota; Fungi; Ascomycota; Pichiomycetes; Serinales; Metschnikowiaceae.